AUGCUGCAAGACCAAACGUUUUCAUUAUUGACCGAUCAUGCCCCCUUGAACGAAAUGUGUGCACGUAGCUAUGCACGUUUACUCGAUAGCUUGGGCGAUCAAAGUGCAACGAAUACAGCUAAUACAACUAAUGGAAAAAGCCAUAAUUUGGCAAAGGCUUUCUCCAAGCACUCGCCUUACAUCAUUGCUGAAUACUUGUCUGUUCAAGCCGACCCAAUAUCAACCAUUUCCCUUCCGGCCCUCAAAUCUGCGCUUAGACCAGGAUUGUUUUCUUUAUUAGAUAUCUGUGGUGAGCAUGAGAGAGACAUGCUCAUGAGUGCUAUCGAUACGAGUCAGAAAAUGCUGCUAAAGACGUUGUAUGCAGACUGGGCCAAGACUCAUCGCUACACUGGUCGUUAG
Molecule: messenger RNA, 399 nt
Organism: Umbelopsis ramanniana AG
Lineage: Eukaryota; Fungi; Mucoromycota; Umbelopsidomycetes; Umbelopsidales; Umbelopsidaceae
Exons: 1
Coding region: 1-399 (132 amino acids)
Biological process (GO): ribosome biogenesis
Cellular component (GO): nucleolus
Source: RefSeq, a predicted model, not a curated record